This is a messenger RNA of Jaculus jaculus (lesser Egyptian jerboa), 1451 nucleotides long. RefSeq names its product charged multivesicular body protein 5 (gene Chmp5). The record is from RefSeq and is a predicted model, not a curated record. Gene Ontology annotation, biological process: late endosome to vacuole transport via multivesicular body sorting pathway; vesicle budding from membrane. NCBI's taxonomy places the organism in Eukaryota, Metazoa, Chordata, Mammalia, Rodentia, Dipodidae. The coding region runs from base 174 to 833 and encodes 219 amino acids. The transcript has 9 exons. Gene Ontology annotation, cellular component: multivesicular body.
CCCCACGGAAGGAUGUGCUGACCAAAGUCCCGCCGACACAGCCAAGAAUGCUUCGGCAGGGGCAAACCCAAGGCACACGCUCUAGAGGUCUAGUGGCCAAGCCCACCCGGCCCACCGGCCCAUUGUGCCGCCCGUAGCUUACUUGUUUGGGUUUCUCCGCGGCCGGCCGAGACAUGAACCGAUUCUUCGGGAAAGCGAAACCCAAGGCUCCGCCUCCCAGCCUGACUGACUGCAUUGGCACGGUGGAUAGCAGGGCAGAGUCCAUUGACAAAAAGAUUUCCCGACUGGAUGCUGAGCUAGUGAAAUAUAAGGAUCAAAUUAAGAAGAUGAGAGAGGGUCCUGCCAAGAAUAUGGUCAAACAGAAAGCCUUGCGGGUUUUAAAGCAAAAGCGGAUGUAUGAGCAGCAGCGGGACAACCUUGCCCAACAGUCUUUUAACAUGGAACAAGCCAAUUACACCAUCCAGUCACUGAAGGACACCAAGACCACGGUUGAUGCUAUGAAACUAGGAGUAAAGGAAAUGAAGAAGGCAUAUAAGCAACUGAAAAUUGACCAGAUUGAGGAUUUGCAAGACCAGCUAGAAGAUAUGAUGGAAGAUGCAAGUGAAAUCCAAGAAGCACUGAGUCGCAGUUAUGGCACCCCAGAAUUAGAUGAGGAUGACCUAGAAGCAGAGCUGGAUGCCCUGGGUGACGAGCUUCUGGCUGAUGAAGACAGUUCUUACUUGGAUGAAGCAGCAUCCGCCCCCGCAAUCCCAGAAGGUGUUCCUACUGACACAAAAAACAAGGAUGGUGUUCUGGUGGACGAAUUUGGAUUGCCACAGAUCCCUGCUUCAUAGACUUGCAUCACUCCAGUAUACCAUGUAAAAUAAAUACAUAUUCUAGAACUAGGAAGUAUUUCCAAAUUUGCCAUAACAGAUUUAGUGUUCUUUCCUUUCUUUGAAGGAAAAGUCACUGACACUUCUCUUUCAUUUUUCCGUUACGAAACUCAUUGCUUGGGAGAAGCUUUCUUUGUACUAAAAUUUGAUUAUUUUUCUCUUAGGAAAGACUAACUUGACUUUGUAUGACAUGUUUUCAUGAUGAACAAUAAUUUGAAAUAAAGCCAAGGAGAUGAGCAUCUUUGAAUUCCAUGAUAAUGUAACAUAGUCAUCUCAUUGAGAUGUGACAAAUUGAUGAGGUUAUGGAGACUGUUCAUCUGUGGUUCAAAGCCAGUGUCUAUUGUGGUGGUGUAGGUGGUUAAAGUGGUGGGCCUUUGUUGAUAGGUUUUGUUGUGUCUUGUGAGCAGGUCAUUACUGUGUCUAAUACUGGAAUGAAUUGUCACUACUGUAUCAUGAGUUGAUAUUUUGGUUCUAUGGUUCCCUCAGUAUUAUAGCCUGACUUGUAAUGAAUAAUGAAUAUUUCUUGAUAUUUAAUGUAUAGGACAUUUAUUUAUACUCAAUAAAUAUUUUUCAAAAGGA